This is a messenger RNA of Saxophila tyrrhenica, 354 nucleotides long. RefSeq lists its product as uncharacterized. The transcript is spliced from 2 exons. The record is from RefSeq and is a predicted model, not a curated record. Bases 1 to 354 code for a protein of 117 amino acids. Lineage: Eukaryota; Fungi; Ascomycota; Dothideomycetes; Mycosphaerellales; Extremaceae.
AUGGCGACGGACGAUGAAGGAGGAUUGACCAGCGAGUUUUCAUACGUCUCUCGGAAACGCGUCUCCCAACAGACAGCCUGGGCCAAAAAGCCGUCCAAAUCCACGUGGCUCGGAAAGCUUCGUAGGACAGGGGAGAUCCAGGCCUACAAUAUGGCAGCACCUCACCAAGCGAACGGCAUUCCUAGCGCGGCGACAAUUCCCACACUGCCGAAAACAGGAUAUGGCAGCUGGCCCCAAGAAGCAGUAACACCACUACGCCGCCUGUACAAGGAGCUGCAUGCUCUGCGCGACGAUACCACCCGCAUCCCGAAGCAACGCAAGAUCGGCCCUGAAGGCACUGGUGGAGGUCAUUGA